Penaeus indicus is the source of this 939-nucleotide messenger RNA. Its product is annotated as peptidyl-prolyl cis-trans isomerase B-like. Gene Ontology annotation, molecular function: peptidyl-prolyl cis-trans isomerase activity. NCBI's taxonomy places the organism in Eukaryota, Metazoa, Arthropoda, Malacostraca, Decapoda, Penaeidae. Gene Ontology annotation, biological process: protein peptidyl-prolyl isomerization. The transcript has 7 exons. The record is from RefSeq and is a predicted model, not a curated record. Bases 1 to 939 code for a protein of 312 amino acids.
AUGAAGAUCCGUUUGCCCAAGUUCUCGCUGCUGAGGAUGUUCGUGUGCGUCAUCAUCGUACCCACGGGCAUGGUUCUCAUCACCAUCGCUACCAUGCAUCACGACCCGCGCGAGUACAAGGUGACCCACGAGGUGUUCCUGGAGCUGGAGGCGGACGGGAAGCCGCUGGGCACGGUGGUCGUCGGCCUCUUCGGUGACGCGGUGCCGCGGACCGUCAAGAACUUCAUCACCUUUGCCAGCAAGGGCUACGCCGGCUUCAAGUACGAGGGCACGCCCAUCCACAGGAUCAUCAAGAAGUUCAUGAUACAAGGAGGCGACGUGGCCACGGGCGACGGCAAAGGCUCCAUCAGCAUCUACGGCGAGAACUUCCCGGACGAAAAUUUCGAAAUCAACCAUUCGGGGCCAGGCUUCGUCAGCAUGGCCAACAGAGGGAAGGACACCAACGGAUGCCAGUUCUUCAUCACGACCGUCGCGACGCCCUGGCUCAACGGGCACCACGUCGUCUUCGGAAAGGUGGUCGAGGGGCAGCCGAUCGUCCACCAGAUCGAGUACAUGGCCACCGACUGGAACGACCGGCCGCUCAAGGACGUCCGGAUCGCCAAGUCGGGUCGUCGCUCCGUCAAGACGCCCUACUACAUCAGCGACGACCCCUACAACCUGAAGGACUGGCUGAAGACGAUCAGCGUGCCCCUCGGCCUCUCCUUCUGCAUCAUCUACGUGUUCAACUACUUCAUCAAGAUGCUGGACAGGAGCAUCAUCCCGGACGACGGGUCUAUGGAGAUCGAAGACACGGAGGAAGGAGAGCCAAAGGAAGGCGAGGAAGAGAAGGAGGAGGAAGGGACGAAGAAGGAGAAUCUGCACAGCACAGCAACUGUACCCCAAAAGGCAUCUAGAUGUGACUCCAAGGCACUUGAUAGCGUUCAGGUUUCGCUUCCAUAA